GGGGCGGGGCGUGGGCACGGCACGGAAGGGGAGGGGUCACGCGGGGCGGAGCGGUUACGUCACACGUUCCGUGGCGGGGAGGUGCCGGGGCCUGUGCGCGUGCGUGGAAGCGGUAGGGCGGGCAGAGCGCGGUGCCGGUUCACGAUCCUAGGGCCAGGAUCCUCCCCCAGCCCCGGGGGUCCCUCGGGAUGUUGGAACAGGGAUUCGGGAUUGUUAAUGUGGGGGUAUUGGUGCGAUCUGGGAGAUCCGGACAGUGAGAGCCGCCCCAUCCCUUGGGCUCGGCCCGGACGCGGAGUGGGGUGUUGGGUCUCUCCCUCGGUGCAGAGGCCAUGAAGAUUAACCAGGACACGGUGCUGCGGGGAAAGAAGGUGACGCUGGUGCCCUACACGGCUGCACACGUGCCCCGGUACCACCAGUGGAUGCAGUCGGAGGAGCUGCAGCGACUGACGGCCUCAGAGCCCCUCAGCCUGGAGCAGGAGUACGAAAUGCAGCACAGCUGGCGGGAUGACACUGACAAGUGCACCUUCAUCGUGCUGGACUCGGGGCGCUGGCCUGGGCAGGCAGAGGAGAACUCCAUGGUGGGGGAUGUGAACCUCUUCCUCACCAACACUGAGGACCCGACUCUGGGCGAGAUUGAAAUCAUGAUUGCAGAGCCCAGCUGCCGUGGCAGAGGAUUUGGCAAGGAGGCAACUCUGCUGAUGAUGGCCUAUGGAGUGAAAAAACUGGGGAUCACCAAGUUUGAGGCUAAGAUUGGUCAGGAAAAUGAAGCCAGUAUCUGCAUGUUCAAAAAGCUUCACUUUAAGGAGGUUGCUGUGAACAGCAUUUUCCAGGAGGUGACGCUGAGGCUGGAUGUCAGUGAGCAGGAGAGGCGGUGGCUCCUGGAGCAGACAAAGCACGUGGAGGAGAAGAGCUACACCGAGCUGAAGCAGCCAGCUGGGGCGCUGGCCAGCUGACACACACCUCCAGACACCAGCUGGGCUUCCUGGGAGAACUUGGACAUUGUUUUAAAGCUUGGGUGUGGAGGACACCAGUGAGCAAACUCUGGAACUGUUUUCAUCUGUCUCCUUCAGCUGCUUUGUCAUCUCGUCAACUUUGCACUUUGCUCUGCCAGCCAGGAUUACUGCCUGAAAGUUGGACCUGGGGAUCAGCCACCAACUCCCAGGUUUGGCUAGGAAUGACUCUCAGUUGAUUCCUGGACAAGCAGAAACUUCUCUCACUGCUCUUAAAUUAGGAUUCUGCAGCGAGGAGUUUUCAUAAAGUGCAGCUCAGUCUUUUUUACUCUUGAAUUAAAAAAAAAAUAAAAAAAUCACAAAGAUCUGAGGUGCCUGAGCACUACGUGGGGCUCAGCUGCUCUCUUUGGCAGCUCAGUAAGUGGUUUAGAAGUUGUGAAGGACAGCAGAGACUCUUUAAAGCCAGUUUCUUGGGGUCUGGGAGGUUGCAGGGGGGCACUGCUGGGUCCUGGCAGGGGGAAGCCCAGAUGUGGGUGAGCAGAAAGGGCAAGUUAAGAUGAUGGAAAUUGUUGAUAUUGGCUGAUCAAGACUAGAGCUGAGCCCCACCACGAUGAGGGAACUGAGAGUUGCAGGAGGCUUUUGAGACAAACCCCCUUCAGUUUCAGGGCUGUGCUCCAGAUCUGAAAACCUCAGGCCAGCAGUGAUGUUGCACUUUAUUUUCCUUGGCUUUCCUUUGAUGAAUUCAUGGAGAACACACUGAAAGGAGAUAGCUCCCUUCUUCCAUCAGCUCAGGACUUGCUCUACUGAGCCUGGAGGCUUCAUUUGCUGUUCUCCACUAAGAUAAAGAUGAAUGUGGGGAAAAUAUCUCUUACUGGGGGGCAGAUAUAUUUAGGGCAGGAGUUAUCCAGCAUCUGCUGCAGAAGAGCCGAGAUCCAUGGAUGAAAAAGAGGCACUUGGCCUGACUCUCACUGGACAAACUUCCCUGUGCAGUUACUCAGCCUGACCUCUCCUGCCCUACACAGGCUGUCCACAGCAGGGAAGCUGCUAAGAGGAGAGGACAGAAGGUUAGAAGGAUAACUGAUGCUCCUGUGUGUUUUUCUUUGGUAACAGCAGCUGUAAUGGCUAAUCGUAGACCACAAAUUACCUGUUUCAGUGAUGGAGGAUCAGGUAGUAACUUUCAGAUUUGCCCAGGGAUGUUUUGCAGUUUGGCAGUCUGUGGAAUUUUUAGUGUUGCUGUGCCUAUAUUUUUAGGGCCUGGGGGCUUCAGCUUUCCAAUUUUAGCUAAUUUAAAUACAUGACUCCUGUGACAAAUAUUAAGGCCAAGCGUGGGAACAGUGUAUCAUGGCAUUUUAAACAAGUAUUUAGUGUGGAUUUAGUUGUAGUGAAAGCUCUAUGUGGUAAUAAAGUAAAGAGCAGCUCUACUUCCCGCUGGGAUUACCAUGACAAGGGCUACUAAUCCUCCUGCUACUCGUCACCUGCUGCAGGCAGAAAUGGAUUCUGUCCUCCAGAACAAGAUUUACAGAACCUGCUUGGUGAGCUGCUGGCUCUGGUGCUCCUUCCCUGAAGUGUCUCAUCGCUGUGCCAGAGCAGCAAGGCCAAACCAGCAGGAGAGAUCUAGCUGGGCUGGGAUUUGCUCCCCUAAAACCUGACCAAGGUGGGAAAAAAUAAUUUCUUUCCACCUCUGCUGGCAGGGGGAAGGGGCAGGGUGAUGUCUGUCAGCUCCCCUGCCCAGCUGGUUGCUCUGGAGCCAGCGAGGGCCCUGCUUGGCAUCCCCGGUCCCGGCAACGCCGGCGCUGCCCGGCUCCGCGGGCGGCUGGGAACAGCUUUUCCUGGCAACCCAAAACAAAGUUGGGUCUGUCCUGGAGCUCAGCCCGCCCCAGAGGCUGGGGAGAAGAGUCCCAGCAGGGCUCAAACAGGCUUCCCACAGGGAACCAGUGCCCAGCUGCCCUGGCCAGGCCAAGAGGCAAAAGAUGCUGCUGGGACCCACUGGGUGCCCCCAGUGCUGCCCUGCCCCACCCUGGAGCAUCCAUCCCUGCUGCCCCAACGGGAUGAGGAUGGCAAAACAGGGGAUGGGGGCUCACUUCCCUCAGAGGAUGAGACAGGUUGGAAUGGGCUCCCCCAGCUUCCAGGAGGAAGUGACAGCCUGUACAUCCCCUGGAAAUCUAGUGGCACUUUGUCACCUGGGUGUCAUUUGAGGUGCAGGGAUCAGUGACCACUCGUGUGCUCAGGUGGAAGAGCUUCUUUGCAGAUUUGGAGCACAAGAAUGUGCAUUAAGGGAGGGAGGAAGUGAAGAUACCAGACAGAGGCCAGGCACAGCCCUGCCUUGUCCUACUGUGCCACCAGUCUGGCCCCACUGAGCCACGCAGGGCUACAUCCAUUCAUUCAGAGGUUCAAGCACCCCUCUCCUCACCAAUCCCCCAUUACCUUGCCUCAACCCUGGCUCAUCCCAAAAACCCCCACAGGGACUGGGGGCACAUAGGGGCUGCCCCCAAGAGAGUUGCUGCCCUCCAGCCUGGCCAGCAGACACAGAUUAGAGCUUUGCAUCACUGCCCCUCACCCUCCCCAUCCCCCUCCUCCCCUUCCCCACCCCCAGCACUCCCCAGGGGAUUAAAGCCCAUUAAUCACCCCGAGGCAUUAACCCCCACUGGGACCAGACAGUGCUUCCCCCAACCUCCUCAACCUGUCCCUCAGGUGCUGAGGGGCCCCAAAACUAGGCCCAGUGUCCCCCAGUUACCUUUCCCCCAGGACUCUGCACCCCCUCUACUUCUGGAAGAAUUUAGCCUUAAAUCAGACUUGUGAAGUCAGAAAGGUUUAUUCCAGUAAACAGAAUUUUUCUUGAGCUCAACAGUACAACAACACCCGAUUGCAGCACAUGGAAACAAAACAUCCACAGGAAGAAUUUCCAUAAAAUACAGGUAAAAAAAAAACCCAAAGAUGUGAUUGGAAAAAUGCUUAUUUCAGAAAAAAAAACAAAAA
Molecule: messenger RNA, 3926 nt
Organism: Oenanthe melanoleuca
Lineage: Eukaryota; Metazoa; Chordata; Aves; Passeriformes; Muscicapidae
Gene: NAT9
Product: N-acetyltransferase 9 (putative)
Exons: 6
Coding region: 330-953 (207 amino acids)
Biological process (GO): protein acetylation
Molecular function (GO): N-acetyltransferase activity
Source: RefSeq, a predicted model, not a curated record